UGUCAUUACCGGUUUAUGCUUAUAUUUUGCUGCUUGCCUGUGAAGCCCACCUCCAACCUCCGAAUCAGAAAACCGCAUCUGUGUAGCGCAGUCGCUUGUUUGGCAGUCGCAGACUUUUGGAAGUCACGCUGUGGAGUACUCCAUCGGGAUCCAGAUGAAUCAAAGCUUCCUGAUACCACUAGCAUCCAACGGCCAUACCCAGCGGGCUCUGCUUGGUCUGGUACAGCCCCUGGCAGCGUUUGGGACUGCACACUUAAGGGCCUUGUCGACGUCACGUUGCGGACUUAACGAGCAGCAAAAGGCCGAGGGCUCACAAGCAAGUACCUCAGGCGGCGAACAGCAUGAGCAACAGCAACGGCAGGAUUCGACUUCGUCAAGCGAUCACGCGCAGAACUUCUACAAUACGUUUAAGGCGGGCUAUGAGCAUGUGAAGUCUAAAGCUGCUGGGGCAGCGGGAGGCGGCAGCGGGCAGGAGCCAGCAGCGAAGCGCCUUUUGCAAACCCUAGCACAGGACCUCCGGGAAGUACUGCUGCCAGCGCAGGACAUCACCUCGGCAACGCGGGUUUACACGGGGCCCGUCGCCUCCGCGACGUAUGAUGGCCCCACAGCGCUCGUCCUCGCACGGCAGCAGGCAACGGGUUGGCAGAAGGCAUGGGAUACAGUUCAGGAAAAGCUGAGUGGCAUCCCGGUGGUGUCUAAGUUGCUGAACCUCAAGGUGACCGACACCGCGGCCUACAAGAAGGGUCAGGAACUAGUGGAGGACCUCAAGGACAAGUACGAAACCAGCGAUCACCCCGUUGUACACAAAGUAGAAGACCUCAAGGCACGCAUGUUCACGGGCAGUGAGGCCUCCCGGGCAAUGCGGGAGAUCCGGGUGCGCGACCCUGCCUUCGAUAUGAACCGCUUUGUGCAGUCCGUAAAGCUGGAUGCGCCCACGGUGGUUCGUGCCUUCCUGAAACAUGACCUGGAGGCGCUAUCGCAGCACUGUGGUCCUGAACUGCUGGAGCGCUUCGCGGGCAUCUUCAAGCACUUUAACGAGCAGGGCGUCUUUGAGGAUCCCUCCAUUCUCUUCAUUGGCGAUGUGGAGAUUGUCGAGGUCCGGCUGAUGGACGACGACCCCUUCAUCAUUGCGCAGUUCCACUGCCAACAGCUAAAGUGCACUCGCGACAAGUUUGGGAACGUGAUUGAUGGAUCUGCUAACCAAAUCCAGCGCGUGUACUAUUUCUGGGGCCUUCAGCAGGAGCGCUCACCAGUGGUGACUGCGGAGGGCAAGGUGCUGCCGCCGCGAUGGGUGAUCAAGGACAUGAUGUGGCAGUCCAUGUUGGCGCUGGUCUAG
Messenger RNA from Volvox carteri f. nagariensis, 1336 nucleotides. RefSeq lists its product as uncharacterized. Lineage: Eukaryota; Viridiplantae; Chlorophyta; Chlorophyceae; Chlamydomonadales; Volvocaceae. Gene Ontology annotation, cellular component: mitochondrial inner membrane. The transcript has 10 exons. Gene Ontology annotation, biological process: protein import into mitochondrial matrix. The coding region runs from base 155 to 1336 and encodes 393 amino acids. The record is from RefSeq and is a predicted model, not a curated record. Gene Ontology annotation, molecular function: protein-folding chaperone binding.